Molecule: messenger RNA, 2812 nt
Organism: Perca fluviatilis (European perch)
Lineage: Eukaryota; Metazoa; Chordata; Actinopteri; Perciformes; Percidae
Product: atrial natriuretic peptide receptor 2-like
Exons: 23
Coding region: 24-2456 (810 amino acids)
Biological process (GO): intracellular signal transduction; cGMP biosynthetic process; receptor guanylyl cyclase signaling pathway
Molecular function (GO): guanylate cyclase activity; protein kinase activity; peptide receptor activity
Source: RefSeq, a predicted model, not a curated record
CAGCCACAACAGCAAACCUCCUCAUGGCUCUAUGGACAGCUGCAUCCCUUUACCUGUGUUUCUUUCUGCGAGUAAACUGCUGGCAUGAUCUGGACAACACAGAAUAUGACUGUUGGCCGAUCAACAGUCCAAAUGAUUACAACAUGAUUAGCUGUGGUGGUUUGGAAAUGGCCUGGGUGCAGCGUCCUCCCGAGAAAGUAACCAAUGGGGAAGAGUUCAAUGUCUCGUACACGGUGACAGCCUCAGAUUCCUUCUAUGAUUAUGCAGUCAGGAACAAGAUUUUCCAGUUCAGUAAUGCGUCAGAGGCAAAGAGGUUCUGUCAUGAACACGAGUGCCCGGCAAACUGGAACAACGCCAAUGAUAUUAAUUGCUGCGUGUAUCAUGCCAACAUCCACUCCUGUCCUCUUGGUCUUAUGAAACAAGGUGGAAUCUGUGGCCCGUGGAUUCCUGAUGAUGGUAAAAUAGUAACUCACACUGUCUCCAAAGCAGGCAAGAUGUCCCAGAAAUACUGGACUUCAAAGGUGGUGCUGAUCCAUGUGGGAGUCACCUCAGUCAUUGCUCAUAUCAAAAUAGGACACAUGCACGCAGCACUGGAGUCCAAAGUGCUCGUUGUCAGUGCUCAAGUGUGCGGGGAUGAAGUCUGCGAGCUGGAGGAGAGCUGUCUGAACUGUCCUGCAGACUGUGGCAUCUGCCCAAUGUCCAUCACGAUCAAGGUGGCCAUCGGGCUUCCAGUUGCUCUCUUCAGCAGUGGCUUCAUCCUAACCAUGGUGUGGCUUCAGUACCAGAAACAGAGGAUGCUUUGGGAUGAAAGCUGGAUAAUCAACUACAAGACCAUAAUAUUUGGAAGAGUGUGCAUGGACUUCGGCAGCAACAUGAGCCUGCAGCAAGCCAAGAGUAACUCCAACAUCAGUCGAACUACUGAUGUGACUGUGUGUACCGGAUUCAACUCCUCCUUUAAACAAGGCUUCAUCCAGCCAGGCAUCUAUGAUGGGAGGACGGUGGCAGUGAAGCACAUCAAGAAUAAACAUUUCACACUCUCUAAAACCAUCAGAAAAGAGGUGAAAGAAGUUAGGCAACUGGACCACCCCAAUCUAUGUAAGUUCAUUGGUGGUUCCAUCGAGGUCCCCUAUGUCAGCAUCAUCACAGAGCACUGCCCCAAAGGAAGUCUGUCUGAUGUCCUGCUGAAUGACGACAUCCCCAUCAACUGGGGCUUCAGACUGUCCUUUGCCACUGACAUUGCCCGCGGGAUGUCUUACCUCCACCAGCACAAGAUGUUUCAUGGGAGACUUCACUCCAGAAACUGUGUAAUUGAUGACCGUUGGGUGUGCAAAAUCUCAGAUUUCGGGCUCACAGCCUACAGAAGGGAGGACUUUGAGACCGUCAGUAAUGGCUUCAAUUGUGGGGAUGUAAAUCGUGUAUACUGUGCCCCAGAGGUCCUGCUGGGAAGCAGCUCCAACAUGACGGCAGCAGCUGAUGUCUACAGCUACUCCAUUAUUUUGGUUGAGAUUGCAACUCGCUCUGACCUCCUUUUAGACCAGGCUGAGGGAGUGAGGGUGGAUAUCGUGUGGCGCCCCCCUCUGCCUGAAGUCAAAGCAGGGAAGGCAGAUACUGACUGUCCCAGUCAACCAGACUACUGUGAGCUUAUUAAGAAGUGCUGGUGUCAUAACGUCACCAUGAGGCCCACGUUUGAGCAGGUGAAGAAGAUGCUCGACAAAAUGAACCCACACAAAGUCAGCCCUGUGGACAUGAUGAUGAACCUGAUGGAGAAGUACAGCAAACAUCUGGAGGCUAUAGUUGCAGAGAGAACACAAGACCUUCUUCAAGAGAAACAGAAGACAGAUCUGCUGUUAUACAGUAUGUUACCAAAACCGGUGGCUGAUGACCUUCGUCAAGGUCGAACAUCAGAGGCUCAGAGCUACUCCAACGCCACUGUCUACUUCAGUGAUAUUGUCGGCUUUACUCAGCUGUCUGGUGCCAGCACUCCCCACCAGGUCGUGGACUUCCUCAAUCAGCUUUACACCACCUUUGAUGACAUUAUUGACAUUUACGACGUCUACAAAGUGGAGACAAUAGGCGAUGCUUACAUGGUGGUCUCUGGGGUGCCUCAAGAAAAUGGCAUCAAUCAUGCUGGAGAGAUAGCCAGCAUGGCCCUUGAUCUAGUAAGUGUCUGUCACACUUUCAAGAUCCCUCACAAACCCAACACACAGCUGAAGAUACGCGCCGGCAUUCACUCAGGUCCUGUUGUGGCCGGCGUGGUUGGCACCAAAAUGCCUCGCUACUGCCUGUUUGGGGACACUGUCAACACGGCAUCACGCAUGGAAUCAACAAGUGAAGCUCUGAAGAUCCAGGGAAAAGGAGAGAUGACAACAUGGUGGCUUGAUGCAAAGAGAGGUGAUUACUCAGAUCCAUUGCUCAGAACAACUGAAUCCAGACUCCCAGUGCCAGUGAGUGACUAGAUCUGGGUAGAGCCUAAAAUGCGACAAUUACUGUAUGAAAACCGCUCCUGCUUUGUGUUGUGCAAUUGAAUUGUGUCCAUUGAGCAAUAUUGCAGUUAAAUAUAUACAAUGACAGGAUGAACUUCAUGUUGAUCAAGAAUUUAAAGGUCAUACUGCACUUUAAAUAUAAUAGAUGUUACCAGUCAAGUGUUCAGAAUUGUUUGUCAUUAGCAUAGUGCCAUUGUUGUGACCAGAAGUGAUGAAGACAAGCACUCUGAUAAUAAUUUGAAAUGCACAAUAUUUACAAGGAGGUGCAGGAUAUAGUCAUGUUUUAUUUUUUUCCACUUGUUGGGGAGAGUGUAAAAAAUAUGCAGAGA